AUUUCCCCUCAAAAACAAAAGAGGAAGUUAAGAAAGAAAUAUUUUUUCUUGAUAUUCAAUCCAGCAUUUAACGUAAUUUAAAAUUAAUAAUAUUUUAACAUGAAAGAACUGACUAAUAUUAAAAUAAGAAAAUAUAAUUAAUGCAUGUAAGAUAGUAUAAUAAAGGGGCACAAUUCAAUUAACAUUUAUAUUAACAGGAAGUGGAAAUGCACUGUGAAAACCGAAAGAGGAAGUAAAAAUAGUAAAAUUUCCAACGACCCUGUUAAUCAGAAACAAAAUUUUUCAUGACAUUUGAAUCCCAUAUUCAAAAAUGUUUCAAGAACCUGAGUACAGAGAAAACCUAUCAUUGGCGUUAUCAGAGAUUUUAGAUGACAUUGGUGUCAAUGAAAGAUUGGUGAUGACAAGGAGAAAACAUCGCAUGAUGAAUGAGACUAUGUGGAAUAUCACUGACAGGUUAACUGAUACAAAUAUAACUAAAUAUCAUCUAGGUGGCCAGAGUGAAAGUACAACUACUAGAGGACUUGAUUCAGGAAUUGAUGUACUAUACUGUAUGGAUGAUUGCAAUAUAAUACAAGACUGGUCAGAGUGGGAACAUGGCAAGAGAAACUACCUCAUGAUACAGGAUGAGAACACUUCUCCCGGGUAUUGUCUCUUACAACUGCUCCGACAUGAUGAACCUCUUCCUGCCACUGUCAUUCCUAAUGAACAACAUAUAACUGAUAGAAGUGGAAGAAUAUUGUUAAAAAACACAAUAUUUGAUAGGGCCAUUCUGGGUGCUGUAAGACAUGGACCAGCAAAUGCUAUACCAGGACAGCAUGGAAUCAGUGAUAUAGACCAUGUGCCAGUUUUUCAUUGUAAAUCAUGGCUUCAAUCAGCGUCUGGUUGGUUAGACAGACAAGGUAUUAGAAGAUGGCCAACACAAGACAUGAGAAGAUAUGCAGCCAGUACUGGGUGUAUUGUUGUUCCAGUUGGAAGUAAGGUCAGUCGAUAUCCUGAACUUGAAUGGAGAAUAUCUACAUCAUUGGCAGAAAGGUGCCUUAUACUUAGUCUAAAUAUAACACAAACUAGGUGCUAUGUAUUAUUGAAAAUAAUUCUUAAAUCCUUCCUUAAUCCUCAAGGGGAAAUCAACAUAUCAAGUUUCAUGUGUAAAACAGUUCUAUUACAUUGUGUAGAAAACACAGAGCUAAGUAUAUGGAAUGCGGAAAAUCUGUCUACAUGUUUAACAUAUUGCUUAUUAGAAUUACACACUUGUGUACAGAAUGACAGUUGUUCACAUUUCAUUAUUCAAGAAAACAAUUUGAUGGCAGGGCGAUUUACAGCCGAAGAGAAACAUGAACUUUUAGAGCGUAUUAGUUACCUUUUACAGAAUGUCAGACAAAUGUUAUUUAGCAUUGAUAUUGAUGAUCUUGGUCAUAGACUGCAAGUUAAACUGUAUAGGGUACCACAUGGAGUAUACUAUUUUCAAUCUUCUAUUGAAACAAAUGAAUUUUGUUUGCUUAGAGAAUAUUUUAACACAGCAUACACUAUAAGUAGAAGUCAUAAGGAAGUUUUAGAUCAUUUACACGAUAAAAGCAUUAGAACAAUGAUGCAAUCUGUAGGUAAACUUAUGACAUUCAGUGAUCAUGGUAAUAGAUUAGAACAGGCUACAUGCAAGUUUCUAGAACCACUUCUGUGUACCACAUAUGGAUCUGUUCUGGCAUCUUCCAGCAUUGCUGAAAAUAAUCAAGUGUCACAUGAAGCAUUGGUUUGGUUAUCAGCUGGUUUAAACUCAGAUAUCUCAUCUAGCAGACUGAAAUUGGCUUCAGUGUUCUACAGUACAGAAGAUAUUGACAGAGCUGAACUAAUUCUGAGACACACUGAACAACAAUAUUACUCUUAUCAUGUUGUACCUAUCUGUGCCUGCUGGCAUUGGACUUCACCAGCAGCAGUAUCAGCAGAAUUAAUGAGAGCAUCUAGUGAGCAAGGCCAGGACCUUAUCAAACAUAUUACAGCUUUUUGUGUCAGAUUUAUACAGAAAGAGAGCAACUGUGUUCCUCGUGAACUACAAUAUGAAAUGCUCCGAUCUACACAAAAUGACAUACCACACAGAAAUCAGUGUAGAGACUAUAUGAAGGACUGGACCGUAAUUGACUCUCUACCUUUCCUGUACUUCUUACAAUAUAAGGUAUAUCGUCAUCUUCAAAGGAUUCAAGAUCAACGACAAGCACUUUGCAAACUUAUAAGAACAAUAGUAACAGAUAAAGAUCUUGGACAUAGAGAAACAGCUCUCAACAUUUUAGGACAGUGUAUGGAACAAGAAAACAAACCUCAUUAUGCAUUUAAAUGCUACCUGCGUUCUCUAAAAGGAAGACCAAGAAACAAUGUAGCAAGCAUACAUAUAUGUAAGCUCAUUUCCAGCAUAUUAGUUAGGCAAUUAAAUGAAUCAUAUAUGUAAGCUCUUUUCCAGCAUGUUAGGCAAUAAAUUGAUGUCAAAACAGAAAGUAUGAAGACUUCACUGAUUCAAAUGAUAAAAUAUCAAAUGUUGAUAUAUAGACCUGUCAUCAUUCUUUUCGUCACGCAUUAUUUUGAUAUAACAUUCAGCAUGUUAAAGUGAAAGAAUGACAAAGUUGUAUUGACUUUGAACAUUUGAAUUAACAUUUGGGUGUCAAAAGACUUUUAAAAAAGAUGACAAUUUCACAUGAAAGUUAUGAUCAACAAUUAAGUUUUCAGUCAAUGGCAACGGCACUAUCGAGAUAACAGCAAUGGGUAUAGGAAAGCCAACAUGACUGUAACAAAAAUUUGUUUUUUAAUGCCAAGCUAAAAAUAUGAUGUGUUUCAUUAAAGAAGAGUUUAAAUGAGUGUUGAACAAGGACAAUCUGCCAAGAAAUAAUGUAGCAAUCUUACAUAUAUGUUAACUAUUUUCAGCUUUAUUGGGUGGCCAAUAAAAUGGAGUCAAAAUAAGACAGUAUUAAGACUUGAAUUUUCAAUAAUCAUAAUCUGCUAGUGUGUAUCAAACUUUAUGUAUUAAAAUAUAUGCUUUUUUUUCAUUCUUCUUUUUUACUUUUAAUUUUAAGACAGCAUUAAAGACGUUUUCGGGAGUUUUCAUACAGUGACAUUGACCUUGCGGUAAAUAAACUACUUGUCACGCUCUGAACAUCAUCUCAUAAUGUUGCUCAUUUGUGGCAAGUUAGUUUAAAAACUUCAUUAGUUAGAAAGU
This is a messenger RNA of Ruditapes philippinarum (Manila clam), 3196 nucleotides long. RefSeq lists its product as uncharacterized. The coding region runs from base 311 to 2434 and encodes 707 amino acids. The record is from RefSeq and is a predicted model, not a curated record. Lineage: Eukaryota; Metazoa; Mollusca; Bivalvia; Venerida; Veneridae. The transcript is spliced from 2 exons. Gene Ontology annotation, molecular function: protein binding.